This is a messenger RNA of Cricetulus griseus (Chinese hamster), 1758 nucleotides long. The record is from RefSeq and is a predicted model, not a curated record. Lineage: Eukaryota; Metazoa; Chordata; Mammalia; Rodentia; Cricetidae.
CCUGCUGGCCCUGGGGGAGGCCGAGCCUCUGGUGGCGCGCUGCCCGCCUUGCCUGCGCCUGCUGCGAGAGGCCCGCGACUUCCAGGCGGCGCGCUACGACCGGCACGACCGCGGGCCCUGCCCCCGCAUGCGUCCGCGCCCGUCCACCGGCCUAGCCGAGAUCCUGGUGCUGGUGGGAGGUUGCGACCAGGACUGCGACGAGUUGGUCACGGUCGACUGCUACAAUCCUCAGACGGGCCAGUGGCGCUACCUGGCCGAGUUCCCUGACCACUUAGGCGGGGGCUACAGUAUCGUGGCACUGGGCAACGACAUCUACGUAACGGGCGGGUCUGAUGGCUCCCGGCUCUAUGACUGUGUGUGGAGAUACAACUCAAGUGUGAACGAGUGGACGGAGGUGGCUCCCAUGCUCAAGGCACGAGAGUACCACAGCUCUUCUGUGCUGGACGGGCUCCUGUACGUGGUGGCAUCCGACAGCACAGAGCGCUAUGACCAUGCCAGCGACUCCUGGGAGGCCCUGCAGCCCAUGGCCUACCCCAUGGACAACUGCUCUACCACUGCCUGCCGAGGCCGGCUCUACGCCAUUGGCUCCCUGGCAGGCAAGGAGACCAUGGUGAUACAAUGCUAUGACCCGGAUGCUGACCUAUGGUCACUGGUGGACUGUGGCCAGCUCCCACCUUGGUCCUUUGCACCCAAGACUGUGACCCUGAAUGGACUCAUGUACUUCGUCAGGGAUGACUCUGCCGAGGUGGACGUAUACAACCCCACAAAGAAUGAAUGGGACAAGAUCCCAUCUAUGAAUCAGGUACAUGUUGGGGGCAGCCUGGCCGUCCUGGGAGGCAAGCUUUAUGUCUCUGGGGGAUAUGACAAUACAUUUGAACUCUCCGACGUGGUGGAGGCAUAUGACCCAGAGACCCGGGCAUGGAGUGUGGUGGGACGGCUUCCAGAGCCCACUUUCUGGCACGGCAGUGUGAGCAUCUUCCGCCAGUUCAUGCCACAGACACCAUCAGGGGGCCGUGGCUUUGAGCUGAACAGUGGCAGUGACGACAUGGAUGCAGGCCGCCUCAGGCCGCCACAGAACCCUGACGAGCUGCACUAGCCCAGGCCUGGCCCAAGAGAGGGCCCUGGUGCAAGGGGCCUGGCACCUGCAGAGGACUGGCUUCUCCUUUUUGCACAGGAUGGGUCACCAAGCACAGCAGUGGCUCAUUAGGUGCUGAGAGAGCCCCUAGAUGCUUCACGUGAGGGUUUCUGUACUUUCGGAGCCUAUGUCACAGCCUCUAGGGACAAAGCUGGUGGUGACCUGUAUGGUCAAGAACCAGUGACUUCCCCACCGUUCUGUAUCUCCGCCUUCCGGAAGUUACCUCCAGCUUGUAGCAUCCAACUCACCAUGCAGUGUGCCUUUCCUUGCUGCCCCCUCCUGGGCCUGCUUGAUCCCAGAGCAGAAGGCAAGGGUCCCUGUGACAGGAAGUGGAACACUGGGGACCCAGGAAGACAAAGGCACUAAACUCCUCAUCUAGGACGAAGGUUCGCUGUAGCUAAUGCUGCUCCAGGGGGUGUCAGCUCACCUAGCUUUGCACGUCUGUUGGGGUCUCACCCCACGGGGUAGACUUUCAAGUACUGAGUUGGCAGAUUAAGCCACACUGUGAGCUUGAAAGGUUUUGUUUCCAGAGUACAUGCUCUCACCUGGCCAGGAGGCUCUCCCUGGCUUUCCCUGGGGCUCUGUCUCAAACCUGCAGAGGCAAGGCUGGGGGACAUGACAAA